AUGAGCCCUCCUCAUCAAGCGACAGUCACCUUUGCAAGGAAAACCGACGUUUCUUUUUUAAUGCUCUAUCUCGAUUAUAAAACAGACGAAUCGUAUUGCCCACAAGAAGUCAGAGUGGACCUUGGAUGGGGGACAAACGAUUGGUGGCACAGAAUCAAUCGACGAGUGAACUACCCGAAAGGUUGGGUGAAAAUUCGGCUGGUGGAUAGAUUGGAUGCUCCACGAAGAGUAAUGGCACUUCGAAUGACAGUCAUGAAAAACCAUGAAAAAGGAAGAGAUUGUGUUAUUCGCCAUUUCCGAAUUAUUGGCCCCCAAUAUCAUCGUCAUGACAGUAUAAAUCGACUGAUUCUCGGACCGACAGGAGGAUUGGGAGGAGUUACACAAGAACGCCAGGCACGGAGUCAUAUCAUGAACGAUCAUCUAACCGUUCGUUAA
Molecule: messenger RNA, 435 nt
Organism: Caenorhabditis briggsae
Lineage: Eukaryota; Metazoa; Nematoda; Chromadorea; Rhabditida; Rhabditidae
Gene: Cbr-apc-10
Product: Protein CBR-APC-10
Exons: 4
Coding region: 1-435 (144 amino acids)
Biological process (GO): anaphase-promoting complex-dependent catabolic process; protein K11-linked ubiquitination
Cellular component (GO): anaphase-promoting complex
Source: RefSeq, a predicted model, not a curated record